Molecule: messenger RNA, 3096 nt
Organism: Nymphaea colorata (pocket water lily)
Lineage: Eukaryota; Viridiplantae; Streptophyta; Magnoliopsida; Nymphaeales; Nymphaeaceae
Product: protein ALTERED PHOSPHATE STARVATION RESPONSE 1
Source: RefSeq, a predicted model, not a curated record
AAGAAAUGGAAUUGUGGAGUUGGAAAGCAUUGAAGAUAUACUUCCAAAGUUCAGAGGAGGCGCACUUCACAUACUCCCAUGCACAUACUAAACUACAAACGCCUCCCUCCCUGCUUCCCACUAUACCACUCCUUUUACUCUCUCUCUCUCCGAUACCAUUCCUCUGUCUCUCUCUCUAAAGUAUCACUAUACCAGAUUCCUUCUUCUCUUUUGCUAAAACCACCUACCUUUUCUUCUUUAUCUGUAUUUUUUAUUGUUUCGUUCAUGGUUUCCCUCCUCUUCCGCAUUGGCGUGUGAGUGUUUUUGCCAGCACCAGCUUCAGUUCUGCCCGAAAAUAGAAGAAGAAGAAGAAGUUGAAGUUUCUGGUGGGGACAGAGAAAAGGGGAAAAAAUGGGGUGUGCUAGCUCGAAAGCGGAGAAAGAUGAAGCAUUGUUGCUGUGUAAGGAGAGGAAGAAAUUCAUGAAGAUUGUCAUUGAUCGAAGGUACGGUCUGGCUGCUGCCCAUGUCGCCUACAUCCAAUCCCUGCACAAAGCUGGGGAUUCCCUCCUGCGUUUUGCCAAAGCCGAAGCAAUGCCGGAAUCCUCCACCUCAACUUAUGCAACCACCGAGACCACUGAGCCCCAGAUUGCUUUUGCGGACAAAUCCUCGCCCUCUCACUCCUCUAACUUCCCUUCCCCCCUUCCUGGCGGAGCUCCGGUCGGCGGCGGCAUUGAUUCACCCCAACAGGGAAGCCCAUUGUCGCCGAUUUUUCUGUCGCCUCAGAGUCGCUCCACUGUUAGUUUCAUGAAGUCUGGGGGACUGUGGUCGCUUCAACUUUCCAGCAGAGACCGCCCGAGCUUGGCUCUGUUGGGUUCGUGGAAGAUUCCGAUUACACUAUGUCCCCUACUUUAUUCCCUCCGCGACCACCUCCCGGGAUGGAUCCAUCGUGGGAUUUCUUCGAUCGUCGAAGAUUCUGAUAAUCUUCACUCGACUAUAGGAGGGGAUGGUUUCUCUAUGCCAUACGAAAGUUCGGAUAACAAUUCGCCCAUUCGGAGCUCCCAAAACCAGCGUUCCAGGAUCGCUCACGCUUAUACUUUCAGUGGGUUUCCUUCUGAGAGAUUGGAUACGGGAACUCCGCCGGAGAAACAAGAAGCUAGAAAUCCGAAGAAACACAGCAAAGUUCAUGAUGAUGGUGGCCAUGAGAACAUGUUGGUUGCGGAGGCAGAGGAGGUGCCAUCUGCUAGCAAUGCAUUAGAGGUCAGACAAUCCAGGAAGGAAGGCAAUGCAGUGGACGAAAAGGAAAUGGCAUCAGAAAGAGAGGAUGCAUCGGAAUUCAUUACACACAGGGCCAAGGAUUUCUUAUCAAGCAUUGAGGAAAUUAAAAACUGGUUCCAACGGGCCUGUGAGGCAGGAAAGGAAGUAUCCAGGAUGCUAGAAGCCAACAAAGUUCAACCUACCUGUACGGAAUUUAGAGAUGGUCCCCAACUUGUUACCAAGGUUAUUUCUUGGCAUCGAUCCACAUCAUCACGCUCAUUCUCAUCUAGGAGUCCUCUUGUUUUUGCACCGAAAGAUGAUAUUGAUGACAGUAGCAGUGACUUUGUUGAGGAUUUCUGCAUGAUCUCGGGUAGCCAUUCAUCUACUCUGGACAGAAUGUACGCAUGGGAGAGGAAACUUCAUGAUGAAGUAAAGGCCAGUGAAUCUGUAAGAAGGGAGUACGAUAGAAAAUGUGGUCAACUCAGGCAUCAGUUUGCAAGAGACCUUAAGAAACAUGUGAUUGACAAGACUAGGGCUGCUGUUAAGGAUUUAUAUUCGAGGACUAAUGUUGCUAUUCAGGCACUGGAGUCAAUAUCCAAGAGAAUUGAGAAAUUGAGGGAUGAAGAGCUUCAGCCGCAAUUAUUGGAGCUGAUACAGGGGUCAAUCAGAAUGUGGAAAAUAAUGCUUGAGUGCCACCAUGCACAGUAUAUCACUAUCUCAUUGGCAUACCACACAAAAACCUCUGCUGGAGCCCAUACUGAUUCUAGAAGGGAUGCAGCUCUUAAUCUGGAAAAUGAAAUGAGUUGCCUGAGUGCAAGUUUUACAAAUUAUUUAGAUGCACAAAAGUCUUAUGUUCAGGCGCUUAACUGCUGGCUCACAAAAUGUGUAAGGAUCCCAGUGGAGAAAUCCACCAGGCGCGGAAGAAACCCAUUUUCACCUCGUCGUGCUCUUGCACCCCCUAUAUUUGUUCUGUGUCGUGACUGGUCAGCUGCAUUUGAUACCCUGCCGGCAGGGGAAGUCUUAAACGCCGUUAAAGCUUUGACUGUAGAUGUUCAUGGGAUGUCUCCGCAGCCAGAUGAAGAUCAGAAGCCACGAAAGAAAGGAUCCAAAAAUUUGGACAGUGGUGUGGAACAAGAUGGUCAAGAAGACAAGUCCAGUAAAACAUCAGAAGUGGGGAUGCAAUCUAAUUUGAGCAGCAUACAGUCAAAUUUAAUUCUAAUGUUUGACAAGCUGAAGAAAUUUGCGGAGGCAUCCUUGAAGAUGUAUGAAGAUAUACGGCAGGGAAUGGAGGCUGCCUGCAUUGCAUAUAAUGGCAGUGGCAAAAGGGUAUUAUAGGCUAUAGUCGGGAAAAGAAGGUAGCUUUGUAUAUUAUCAGUUGGAAGAAUGUAUAAGCUCUCAAAUCGUUGUCAUUGCUGAAGAAGAAGCCGCCAUCAUUUCUCCUAAGUAUUUUUAGCCAACUCUGGGGAUUUAGAGUAUAGAAAAAUUUUCUUAUGAAUAAAAACUCCUCGGGUGUUUCCCCCAGGCAUACAAGUCUGCAAGUGCCAACAACGAGACCAUGGGCCAGAGGUUUAAGUGUUUAUCCUUAUUCUACUUUAACCAGCGUUCCUUGGGAGAUGAUUUCUGUUUAAUCAUUUUAUAUCUUCAGGAAGACAUCUGCAUCACUUCAGCAAUGACAAUGAAGGUAAUUAUUUUGCAAGAAACACGGCAUGAAAUCUUUUAAAGGAAUGAUGAUUAAGCUAUUUCCUUAUGCUGCAUCAAUCUAAUUCCAAUAUACCCUUGGUAUGCAAUACUCGCAUGUUGCUGAAGUUAUGUCCAUUUGUAAGAUAUAUAUGGAAUGAGACAUUAUUUCAGAUUUUUUCUUUU